This is a messenger RNA of Colletotrichum graminicola M1.001, 1428 nucleotides long. RefSeq lists its product as uncharacterized. Gene Ontology annotation, cellular component: membrane. Gene Ontology annotation, molecular function: carbohydrate:proton symporter activity. The record is from RefSeq and is a predicted model, not a curated record. NCBI's taxonomy places the organism in Eukaryota, Fungi, Ascomycota, Sordariomycetes, Glomerellales, Glomerellaceae. Gene Ontology annotation, biological process: transmembrane transport; carbohydrate transport. The transcript is spliced from 4 exons. Bases 1 to 1428 code for a protein of 475 amino acids.
AUGAAGGACGAGCAAAUUGUCGGCGCGGCCUUGGCCGAAGUGCUUCCGAAGACGGACAAGUACUGGUUCCAGCAGUCGCAUCUACUGAGAUUGAACUUGUUGCUUCUGGUCCCACUGCUGUCCUCAUCAGUAUCAGGAUACGAUGGUAGGGUCCUACAGCCAUACCUCACAGAGUAUCAGCUGACAUAUUUCGCCAAUCCCACUGGAGUAAAGCUUGGAGACGUCAAUGCUGCGCAAUCCAUUGGAUCUGUACUGGCUCUGCCCAUUGUCGGCUAUCUGGCGGAUCGCUUCGGUCGAAAGCCGGUCCUCCUUUCGGGCAUCAUCCUCAUCAUCAUGGCUACGAUCGUCCAGUCCACCUCAGUCAACUUGCCCAUGUUCAUCGUCUCGCGUUUGCUCGUAGGGUUCGGCGGCAUGUUCGUUGUACACCCUAGUCCAAUGCUCAUUGCCGAGUUGGCCUACCCGACGCAUCGCGGGAAGUAUACCUCGGCGUUUUGGACCACGUAUUAUCUCGGCGCGAUUCUGUCAUCCUGGGCGACUUUCGGAUGCCAAGACUACCAGACCGAGUGGGCAUGGCGGAUCCCCUCCAUCCUUCAAGCCGGAUUCCCGCUGGUUCAGCUUUGCUUCUUCGCCUGGGUUCCCGAAUCUCCCAGAUGGCUGAUUGCAAGCGAAAGAACGGCAGAAGCUGCCGCGAUCCUCGCCAGGUAUCACUCAGGCGCGCAAGACCCAGCGGAAGGCCACACGCCCCUCGUCCGCCGCGAAGUUGCCGAAAUUGUACAGACGAUUCAACAAGAAAAGAAGGCAGAAACAACCGGAUUGAUGGCUCUUGUGGCCACUCCCGGAAAUCGGAAGAGAACACUGAUCGCUGUUUGCGUCGGAGCCUUCGCCCAAUGGAACGGGAUCGGUGUGGUGUCGUAUUAUCUCACUCUCGUCCUCAACACCGUCGGCAUCACGGACACCUUUACUCAGACACUGGUCAACGGCUUGCUGCAAAUCUUCAAUUUUGGUGCAGCCCUCGGCGCCGCGUUCCUCGUCGACCGCCUCGGUCGCCGGACCCUAUUUCUGUGGUCCAGGGCGGGCAUGUUGGCCAGCUACAUUGUCUGGACGGCCUGUUCGGCAGUGAACACCGAGACCGGAUCCAAGCCUGCCGGCAUCGUAGUUGUGGCUUGUCUAUUCACCUUUUACUUCCACUACGAUAACUCCCCCACCCUAUAUCCGAACCACCCCCACAUCCGAACCACCAUCAUCACCACCAUCGCCACCACCAUCACCACUUAUUUCACCAUCUCUGCCGCCCACCCAUAUGCAACUUUCGGCCUCGCUAGGCAAUUUAGAUGCCCUAGAUUCAUCCAGACUAUCUAUAUUGCCGGGAUCCAGACUUCAGGCCUAGAUUAUAUCCUCUAUAGUAGCAAAGGUGCUGUUAGGAGAUAA